This is a messenger RNA of Elaeis guineensis (African oil palm), 859 nucleotides long. Its product is annotated as small ribosomal subunit protein eS17. Gene Ontology annotation, cellular component: ribosome. The record is from RefSeq and is a predicted model, not a curated record. Gene Ontology annotation, biological process: translation. Lineage: Eukaryota; Viridiplantae; Streptophyta; Magnoliopsida; Arecales; Arecaceae. Gene Ontology annotation, molecular function: structural constituent of ribosome.
CGCCGUUUGAAACCAAUCUAAAACCCUAACGUCCUAAGCAACCCGCUCACGCUCUUCCCCUUUUAAUCCCCUCGCGCCGCCCCCAUACGAAACCCUAGUCUUAUCUACCGGCGGGGGAGUGCGAACGAGCUCGGCAGCACAAACCUAACCCUAGCUCAUCGUCGUCGGAGAGAUCGGAGAUGGGGCGCGUCAGGACGAAGACCGUGAAGAAAUCCUCUCGCCAGGUGAUCGAGAGGUACUACUCGCGGAUGACCCUGGACUUCCACACCAACAAGAAGAUUCUUGAGGAGGUGGCGAUCAUCCCCUCGAAGCGGCUCCGGAACAAGAUCGCCGGGUUUUCAACCCACCUGAUGCGCCGGAUCCAGCGUGGACCCGUGCGCGGCAUCUCCCUCAAGCUCCAGGAGGAGGAGCGCGAGCGCCGCAUGGACUUCGUCCCCGACGAGUCCGCUAUCAAGGUCGAUCACAUCGAGGUGGACAAGGAGACCAUGGAGAUGCUCACCUCUCUCGGCAUGGCCGACCUCCCCGGCGUCGAGAAGCAAGCCGAUGCCCCCGCCGUCCCCAUUUACUCCGGCCGCCCCGGCGGCUACGGUGGCCGGAGGCUCUAAAUUUCCGAGUUUUAAUAGUAGAUUUAGGUGGAGAGGGUAGGAGGGACGGAGGUCUUGGUAAAAGUCUCUCUUUUUCUCUUUUCCUUCAGCAUAUCUUCGAAAGUUCCGAACUUGGUAUUGAUAUUUCCUUUAUCGGUUUUGCUUUAAGUUUUCUCUGGAAUUGAAUGAUGGACAGAUAACAGUUUGAUGACUGUUUUGAUUAAUUUGGAUUUGCUGUUAUUGGCAGUUGUUGAGACUCCGUCUAAUUCUUCGAG